UGCUUCCGCGUUUGAGGGCACUCAGUUCUGUCCAGCAACGGUGGCACUUCCUAAAGUCCCGAAAUGCCAGCUAGAAGAUCACUGAAACUAGAUGAUCGGUUUGUGAAAAAGUCAUUUAGUCCUUCAAAAUACAGAAGGAAGAAAAGUAUUACAACUUACUCUCCAACAACUGGAACUUAUCAAAUGAGCCCAUUUUCUUCUCCCACAACCCCCAAAGAACAAGAGUGCGGAAACGGACCAUCAAAUGGAAAGACAAAGCAGAAUAACCUCAGCUCACCUGCAAGAGAGGAAUCCACAGCAAAAGACAGUGAUGAAUUCAUGGUGUUGCUAUCUAAAAUUGAGAGAUCAGCAGAAAACACCAUGGAGAUAAUGAAGAAUUUAAGUAGUAUACAGGCUUUGAAGAACAACAGACGACUUGAAGAUCUCAUUGGUGUUACCCUGGUCCCAUGUUCCUUAAAAAAUGAAGUAGAGAAAACUAGAACACUAAUGACAAAAGCAACAGAACAAAAGCUGUUUGAUAAGAAGAGUUCAAGAAUUCCCCCCAAAGAACAUCAUCUUGACAGUUUCAAAUUCCUUAAAGCCAUUUUGAACUGAGUGUUACCUUCAAGUCUGACAACUGUGUCAAUCUACAUGAG
This is a messenger RNA of Chionomys nivalis (European snow vole), 635 nucleotides long. RefSeq names its product integrin subunit beta 3 binding protein (gene Itgb3bp). The transcript is spliced from 9 exons. The coding region runs from base 64 to 594 and encodes 176 amino acids. Gene Ontology annotation, cellular component: nucleoplasm. The record is from RefSeq and is a predicted model, not a curated record. Gene Ontology annotation, biological process: regulation of DNA-templated transcription; CENP-A containing chromatin assembly. Lineage: Eukaryota; Metazoa; Chordata; Mammalia; Rodentia; Cricetidae.